Molecule: messenger RNA, 1098 nt
Organism: Angiostrongylus costaricensis
Lineage: Eukaryota; Metazoa; Nematoda; Chromadorea; Rhabditida; Metastrongylidae
Source: the annotation of a GenBank genome assembly
AUGAAUUCGUCUGAACCUUUGGGAGCCCGUCUUGUGCAGAAAUUCCAAGGCGUCACGGAGGCUAUCGAGCAGCGUUAUCUUCGUGAGCUAAUGCUUGUUGUCAGUCCUACUGAAGAAGAUUGGAAAGACGCCAUAGAAAUGUACACUUGGAUUUUGCGUUAUGAUGUGGACGGUGAACCACAGGCAGAACUGCGGCAACCCGACGGCACUGUGAUGGCAGCGCUUAAAUUCAGAGGCAUGCAGCACUUGAAGAAACAGACAACAGAGCUUCUACUUUUGAUAAGGACAUUAUGUCGAGACACACUGCCUCCAUUGCCAGCUGGAGCGUCAGCUGUGAUUCGUAUUACUUACACUGAAAGAACUCCAAAGGGAUAUCAAGCACCAGGCUUUUACCGUUCGCCAGAAGAUCCUGUUCUACGACCGGAUGCUCGAUAUGUGCAGCUUGCUACAUUGGAAACCGAAUACCACGGAGCCUCUGUCAUAGUGCGAAGUGUAUUCAUAGACGAUGAAUACGCUAUAAAAAUGAGGGUCAAUAAUGCACCGAGACUGUCUAAUAUGGAUGACUCUCUGAAUGAGUCACUCGAUGAAGUAUCGGGUGCAGGUGAUGGAGUGCAUCGAUCUGUCAACAAUGACACUAUAGAACGCAUCAGUGAAACAGCACUGCACCAGAGUGAAACUGUCGAAAUAGCUAGGGAGGAGGUUAGGACUGCUGAUGAAACAAGAAGUCGUUCAUCGCCACGAAUUCCAGAUUCAGAUUCAAGCAAAUUAACCAGAUUGAGUGUGGCAGUAGAUCGCGGUUCGGUUGCAGACUUGGACAGCUCCGAUAAUACUUCACCCGCUGAGGACUACCCGAAGCGUUCACGGCGUGGUCGACACGCUGUAACGAAAGUGGUACGAGAUCACCCUAUUCACGGGCGUUUUAGAAGUGCUGCCUCUGCUACCCCACAAGUGGUGAAUGUCUCCACACCGCGUAGUAUAAAUCCAGUUAUUGACUCACAUGACACGCCGCCGGCCAAAAAAACCCCUGGUGCGACAAAAUGUGCAGAGACUAGAGCCAUUGCCAAGGUUGGCUUUUUUCGUAAUAAUAUUCGUGGAUAA